UCCGCGCAUGCGCACCGGAUGUAAACAAAGCAGCAUGGCAGCGUGAAGUGAAGUGUUACACAAACAGCUGAGACUUUAUUGAUUAUUGAUCAUUUCUGAAGAUCGAACCUGUCAAAUCUGUGAUGACGGAAAAAUAAUAUGGAGGCUGUGAAGAAACGUCUGGCUGAGUUUUCACUGGAGGCUCACGAUCUGUAUCUGAACCAAUCAGUGCCUUAUCUGGAGGAGCCACCUGACCCGCUGCAGUUCUACCGCGACUGGAUUGGUCCAAACAAACCUUGUAUCAUCCGCAACGCCUUCAACCAUUGGCCGGCUCUGACCAGGUGGACGCCGGCGUACCUGAGGGAGAAGGUGGGGUCAAAGGUCAUCAGCGUGGCGGUGACUCCUAACGGCUACGCUGACGCCGUGAACGGAGAUCGCUUCGUGAUGCCGGAGGAGCGGCAGAUGAGUUUCUCCUCGGUGCUCGACGUCAUAGAAGGAAAGUCCCGUCAGGUGGAGAAGCGCGGCGUGUUCUACGUGCAGAAGCAGUGCUCCAACCUGCUGGAUGAGCUGCCGGAGCUGACGGACGAUGUGGAGCCGCAUGUUCCCUGGAUGAGCGCGGCGCUCGGAAAGUUACCAGAUGCAGUGAACUUUUGGCUCGGAGAGGCGAGAGCCGUCACAUCCAUGCACAAAGAUCACUAUGAGAAUCUUUACUGUGUGAUUUCUGGAGAGAAAAACUUCAUCCUGCUGCCGCCCACAGACCGACCUUUCAUCCCCUACGGUGUGUAUCAGCCGGCUGUUUACCGUCAGCAGGACGACGGUGAGUUCGAGGUCGUGGAUCAGAGCGACUCUGAGAAGGUCCCCUGGAUCCCUCUGGACCCUCUGGACCCGGACCUGCAGCGGUACCCGUCGUACCGGCGAGCUCGACCGGUCCGCUGCAGCGUGAAGGCCGGAGAGAUGCUGUUCCUGCCAUCACUCUGGUUCCACCACGUGCAGCAGUCGCACGGCUGCAUUGCAGUGAAUUUCUGGUACGACAUGGAGUACGACAUCAAGUACAACUACUUCCAGCUGCUGGAGACGCUGUCUGAGGUCACCGGGGCGACGUGACAUCACAGCAGCUGCAUGAUGUCAUAGUGACAGUGUGACAGGUUUAGUGUUUGUGUGUGAUGUUGAUGUGAUGUUUGACAGCAACUGACCAAUAAAGUUUGGUUUAAAACUC
Molecule: messenger RNA, 1195 nt
Organism: Thunnus maccoyii (southern bluefin tuna)
Lineage: Eukaryota; Metazoa; Chordata; Actinopteri; Scombriformes; Scombridae
Gene: jmjd7
Product: jumonji domain containing 7
Exons: 9
Coding region: 139-1083 (314 amino acids)
Molecular function (GO): 2-oxoglutarate-dependent dioxygenase activity
Source: RefSeq, a predicted model, not a curated record